AUGUGGUUUAGAAGAGAUGAAAAACAAGCUGUUGACAGCGACGCAAACUCCCUUGGAGAGAAAAUUAUCACUCAAAAAUCCAAUGAAGAACAUGAAUUAUUCCAUGAUACAUCCAGUUUCAAUACCGAUAAAGCUUCUAGCGUAGAUGGUGCCGGACAUACCAAGAGAACAUUGUAUAAUAGACAUUUGCAACUUAUAGCCAUUGGUGGUUCUAUUGGAACCGGUUUAUUCGUUACUAUUGGUACUACUGGAUUGAUUAAUGGUGGUCCACUAGGUUUGUUGUUGUCAUAUUGCAUAUCUACAUUAUUAAUUCUUUUGUUAACUACUGCUACGGGAGAAAUGGUGCUGUACAUGCCAGUAGAUGCCCCAUUCCUAAAUAUGGCUGGCCGUGUUAUUGAUCCUGCCUUUGAAGCCGCUGCUUCUGUAAAUUUUUGGAUUAUGCAAAGUCUUUACAUUCCAUUUGAAAUCACUGCAGUCAAUGGUAUAAUUCAUUUCUGGCGUGAUGAUUACUCGCCUGCAAUCACUUUUGUUAUUCAAAUUGCUAUAUAUGCUGCCAUCAACUUGUAUGCAGUAAGAGUAUUUGGUGAAUGUGAAUUUUGGUUUUCAUUAGCAAAAUUGAUUCUUUGUAUUGGGUUAAUAUUUUUUACUUUGGUCACCAUGUGUGGUGGAAAUCCUCAACAUGAUGCAUUUGGAUUUAGAAACUGGAACGUGGCUGGUGGCCCCAUUGGAAUGAAAUAUGCAACUGGGAAUCUAGGUAGAUUUCAGGGAUUCUUGGCUUCCCUUAGACUAUCAAGUACCUUCACUUGCGUUGGUAGUGAAUACUUGAGUAUGACAGCAGGCGAGUGUGUCAACCCCAGAGUCAACAUGCCAAUUGCUUUCAGAACUGUGUUGUACCGCUUGGUGGCAUUUUACAUUGGAGGUGCAUUAUCAGUUUCAAUUUUAAUAGCUUACAAUGAUCCAAAAUAUGUUGCUUUGACAUCAGAUACCUCAAGUGCUGCUUCUUCCCCAUAUGUUGUGGCUAUGCAAAACUUGGGAAUUCAAGUGCUACCACACAUCGUCAAUGGGGUGGUGCUAACAUCAGCGUUCUCUGCCGGUUGUUCAUACACAUACACAUCCUCCAGGUGCUUGUACAAUUUGGCCAUAAAGGGGUUCGUUCCAAAAUUUUUUAGAAUUUGUACCAAGAGAGGUAUUCCUAUCUACUGUGUGUUUGUAUCUUGUUGCUUUGCGUUAUUAUCGCUUUUGCAAUUGGGAAAUUCUGGAAGUAAAGCUUUGAACUAUAUGGUUAAUUUGUGUACAGGAGCACAAGUCCUUAAUUAUGGAUUCAUGUCGAUUAUUUACAUUGGAUUUUACCACGCUGUGAAAGCACAAGGAAUUGAUCGUUCGAAAUUCCCUUACAGAUCAUGGUUCCAACCAUACUCCAUUUAUUUCACUGCAGUUAUAUAUUGGUGCAUUAUUGGUAUAUUGGGAUACCAAGUAUUUUUACCGGGCAUGUGGACAGUUGACGAUUUCUUGUUCAGUUACGUUAUGAUCUUUGUUUCAUUGGCAGUGUUUAUUGUAUGGAAAGUAGUGAAGAGAACUAAAUUCAUUAAACCUAUUGAUGCUGAUUUAACAACUGGUCUUGAUGAGAUUGAGGCACAUGAAGCUGAAUUUUAUGCUCAAUUUGAAGAAAGUAGUCAAGAUGAAAAGAAGAGCAGGUGGAAAGGAUACUUGAAUUGGAUAUUCUAA
Molecule: messenger RNA, 1725 nt
Organism: Lodderomyces orthopsilosis Co 90-125
Lineage: Eukaryota; Fungi; Ascomycota; Pichiomycetes; Serinales; Debaryomycetaceae
Product: Agp2 amino acid permease
Exons: 1
Coding region: 1-1725 (574 amino acids)
Biological process (GO): amino acid transmembrane transport
Cellular component (GO): membrane
Molecular function (GO): amino acid transmembrane transporter activity
Source: RefSeq, a predicted model, not a curated record